This is a messenger RNA of Nilaparvata lugens (brown planthopper), 1243 nucleotides long. RefSeq lists its product as uncharacterized. NCBI's taxonomy places the organism in Eukaryota, Metazoa, Arthropoda, Insecta, Hemiptera, Delphacidae. The transcript has 2 exons. The record is from RefSeq and is a predicted model, not a curated record. The coding region runs from base 349 to 963 and encodes 204 amino acids.
UUGAAUCACAAUGGAUUGUACACGAAUUAAAUGCUAGCCUAUAAAUUAAUUUAUAAUGAUAAGAACAUUCAACAUUAUAAAACAAAAUAGGUAUUUAAAUAUACGCACAGCCGCUCUCAUAAGAUAAAAAUUCCUUUGAGACCAAAAUUCCUUUUAGACUACUUUUAAAAUUUGAAAAAUAUUUUCAAUUAUUUCUGAGAAACUUUCUCGCUUUCACCACCCACUUUUGGAACAAAAAGGUUUCUAGCUGUCGAAAAAUUAUUUUUUUCUGCUCGAAAUGGACCAACAUAAUCAUUAAUUGAAAAAUGACUAUAGGACACAGUAGAACAUAAAAUUCUAAUAAAUAAAAUGAAUAACGCCGGCAUAAGGGGAGUAUGUAACAAAUGGUUUGCAAGUUUCCUUGCGGACAGAUCGCAGCAAGUGAGAGUAGGUGACGCAUUAAGCUCCAAGAGAUACUCAUCCUGUGGCGUUCCGCAGGGAUCAGGACUAUCAGCCGAAUCAUUCCUGAUCUAUAUAAAUGAUUUGUGCGAAGGAAACCUUAUUGGAUCGCUGACAGCAUUUGCUGAUGACACAGCUCUGAGCUACUGCGCUGAAACUAAGACUCAGCUGACACAAAUGAUUACAAGCGAUGUACGCCGUUUGAACCUGUGGUUUCAAAUUAACUCCCUCGAGAUCAACGCUAAAAAGUCAAAAAUUAUCGUCUUCCAACUAAAAUCUAAAGCAGAAAACACACAACCUCUAGCUAUUCCCUCUCAUACCGAUAAGUGCAAAAAUCUUGACAUAGACUACAACUGUGACAGAAUUGAGGAGUCUGAGUCUGUAAAAUACUUAGGCGUAAUAAUCGAUUCCAAGCUCAGCUGGGCACACCACAUACAAAAAUUGAGAGAAGAGUUAAGGGUGACAUGUAGAAAAUUAUAUUUCAUCCGCAAACUCUGCCCUAAGCACUUGCUGAGAACGCUAUAGUACUUCUAUAAAGUAUUACUAACUUUUUACAAUAGGAGUGGACACCUUGUCAAUCCACGGCGGGAAACUUGUGGACUCCGUUCAGCGGGAAGUCUACUUCCCCCAAAACCAAACAAAGAAUGCUUUCGUAGAUUUUAUUCCUAUGUAGCCCCUAAAAUAUUCAACAACAUACCAAUCGUGGCAAGAAAGCAAACAUGCUAUCUAAAACUCAAAAAAGAAAUUAAAAAAUGGCUGUUAACAAUGGAUGAGAUCGAAGACCUAUUUAAAAAAAAUAGUUAAA